Molecule: messenger RNA, 1311 nt
Organism: Aphanomyces invadans
Lineage: Eukaryota; Oomycota; Saprolegniomycetes; Saprolegniales; Verrucalvaceae
Exons: 4
Coding region: 33-1187 (384 amino acids)
Source: RefSeq, a predicted model, not a curated record
GCGCAGCUCGUGCUGCGUCGGAGGAACGCGCCAUGGACAGCACAUUCGACUUGGAGAGCUUCCUGGAUGAGCAUGAGACGCAGAAACUGGUUGAAUUCACCUUGAGCAGCCCCGACAUCUCCGCGAAGAGCAAUCGAGUGGAUGCAGACAAGGACAAAACCGUGAAGAAGGCGAGUGUGUACUACCGCGAACGGCGCAAGAACGAAGUUGAUUAUUUGAUAUCACGGAAACGAGCACUCGAAGUGGAACUCAUGCAGUUGCACGAACGCAAAGUGAGCCAAGAAGCGGAGGCAAAACGCCGGAAGCGCGAAGCCAAGGCCCAAGAAACCCUCCUCCGCGAUGCCGAGGACCAGAACUCGGUGCUGCGCGACAAACUCCUGUCCCAGAUGGAAACUCUAAAGUUGCUCGAGUCUUUCUUCAUGAGCCAGUCCGCUCUUUGCGUAUUUGCCCGGAAGCAACCGACAAACCCUCUCUUCUUCCUCCCGAACGACCCGAUUGCCCGCGAACGGCGCUUCCGGGACUCGAUUGCCACGGCCUUGAGCGAGGUCGACAGCAUCAUGGUGGCCAAGCACCUGUCGCCCCCGAUCAUGCCACUCCCGCACACCGAAACAUUCGUGCGGUUCCAGCCCCAAGUCACACACCAUUCCAAGAUCGAGAUUGAAGUGAUCCGUGUCUUUGAGUUUCCUUCGUUCAGCGUUGGCGCAGUCGCGACGGCUAUAUGGCAGCUCAUCCACUACCAGCUGAGCCUGCUCAUGCACCACGACCCAACAGCGCGAUGUGAGGUGCUUGAAGAAAUCGAUCCCAACACAUUGUAUACGCGGUACCAGUGCCAGUUUGCGCAGGGCCAGCCCCUCGUCGAAUCGUACUCCGUGUGCCACCGCGCCAUCUCGCAAGACUCGGUCACGAUCGUCUAUCGGUGCUUCUUGGACGACGAGCGGUACCCUGCAGGCGACAACUUUACGCGCCACGACGAAAACGGAUACCUCGUCGUGUAUGCAAACCCGACGACGCAGGUUACGUCGGCCAAGAUGGUUUCGUUCCUCCGCCCGCUCGCCAACGCCGCCAACGCUCCCGUUGGCCUCGUCACGGAGGAAUUCAUGAGCUACCUCCACGACUCGUCCGAAGUCGGGUUGCGAAUAUUGCACGACAAUCUGCUCAACCCCACUGACGAUGGCAACUCCACAUGACAUGCUUGCUUCUGCCGUGUCUGUCCCUACGCGGCCAAGUGUAAGUUAAAUCAUGUGCGGUCGAAUUCACCCAGUCCUCCAUCUCCCCCAUGCGGCCCAUUGAAAAGUCGAUGACGAAGGAAUC